Fibroporia radiculosa is the source of this 1017-nucleotide messenger RNA. RefSeq lists its product as uncharacterized. Gene Ontology annotation, molecular function: actin filament binding. Gene Ontology annotation, biological process: Arp2/3 complex-mediated actin nucleation. Gene Ontology annotation, cellular component: Arp2/3 protein complex; actin cortical patch. Lineage: Eukaryota; Fungi; Basidiomycota; Agaricomycetes; Polyporales; Fibroporiaceae. Bases 1 to 1017 code for a protein of 338 amino acids. The transcript has 6 exons. The record is from RefSeq and is a predicted model, not a curated record.
AUGAUCGGUGACGAAGCCGCAGAGAAUCGCAAUUACCUGCAGGUUACCCAGCCCAUGGAGCACGGUAUUGUGCGUAACUGGGAAGAUAUGAAGCUACUUUGGGACUACACGUUCGACGAGAAGCUACGAGUAAAUACGCAAGGCAGGAAAGUGUUACUCACUGAGCCUCCUAUGAACCCGAAGGUAAACCGGCAGAGGAUGUGUCAGGUCAUGUUUGAGGAGUAUGGGUUUGGGGGGGUGUAUGUUGCGAUUCAAGCUGUGUUGACGUUAUAUGCGCAAGGUCUAACUACCGGCGUCGUGGUGGACUCCGGAGAUGGUGUAACACACAUUGUUCCUGUGUACGAUGGAUUUGCCCUUCCACACCUAACCAGGCGUCUGGACAUCGCUGGCCGGGACGUAACUCGAUAUCUAAUCAAGCUCCUGCUCAUGCGAGGGUACGCCUUCAAUCGAACGGCGGAUUUCGAGACGGUACGGGAAAUCAAAGAGAAGCUGUGCUAUGUCAGCUACGAUCUGGACCUUGACACAAGACUUUCAGAAGAGACAACUGUUCUCGUUGAAAGCUACACAUUGCCCGACGGCCGAGUGAUUAAAAUUGGGUCUGAGCGGUUCGAAGCACCCGAGUGUAUGUUCCAGCCGCAUCUGGUUGACGUUGAGCAACCGGGAGUAGCAGAGAUGCUGUUCCAGACAAUUCAAAACGCAGCACUAGAUGUACGCGCUGAGUUGUACAAGCACAUUGUGCUCUCUGGUGGUUCCAGUAUGUACCCCGGCCUGCCAAGUCGUCUCGAGAAGGAGAUGAAGCAGCUGUACCUGACACAAGUACUUAAUGGUGAUCCAUCCCGGCUGAACAAAUUCAAGAUCCGGAUAGAAGACCCCCCACGCCGAAAACAUAUGGUGUUCCUCGGUGGUGCCGUAUUGGCUGACAUUAUGAAGAACCGAGAAGAGUUCUGGAUAACGCGCGAGGAGUGGUUCGAGCAAGGAAUCCGGGCGCUGGACAAGCUUGGGCGCCAGGAAAACUGA